UUUUUCCUGAGAGAGAAAAAGGAAAACCAAAUAAUAAAAUUGGUGAUCCAAGAGAAAACCAGGGUUUCCAUUUUGGUUGCACCACCACCGCUCGCUUUACUCCCGCGGUGUCUCUGUCUCUCUUCCUCCGGGAGACGAGAACGUUUAUUAAGAAAAUCGGGUCAGGGUUAUCUUGAUUCAUUUAUUGUUGGUUGAUAAGAAGAAGAAGAAGAAGUAAGAAGGAAAAGAUGAGUAUAGAUGUAAUAACUCCCAACUCUCAUGGAAAUCUUGAUGAAGAGAUUGCUCAGCUUAUGCAGUGUAAACCCUUGUCUGAGCAAGAGGUAAGAGGAUUAUGUGAGAAAGCAAAGGAGAUACUAAUGGAAGAGAGCAAUGUACAGCCAGUAAAAAGCCCUGUCACAAUUUGCGGUGAUAUUCAUGGGCAGUUUCAUGAUCUUGCAGAACUUUUCCGAAUUGGAGGAAAGUGUCCAGAUACCAAUUACUUGUUUAUGGGAGAUUAUGUGGAUCGAGGUUAUUAUUCCGUUGAAACUGUAACGCUGCUGGUGGCUUUGAAAGUGCGCUACCCUCAGCGAAUUACCAUUCUUCGAGGAAACCAUGAAAGUCGUCAGAUUACACAGGUUUAUGGGUUUUAUGACGAAUGCUUACGGAAGUAUGGCAAUGCUAAUGUAUGGAAAACCUUCACGGAUCUCUUCGACUAUUUUCCAUUGACAGCUCUGGUUGAAUCGGAAAUAUUUUGUCUGCAUGGUGGACUAUCGCCGUCUAUUGAGACCCUCGAUAAUAUACGAAAUUUUGACCGUGUUCAAGAAGUUCCUCACGAAGGGCCUAUGUGUGACCUCUUAUGGUCUGACCCUGAUGACCGAUGUGGAUGGGGUAUUUCACCCCGUGGAGCUGGAUAUACUUUCGGCCAAGACAUAUCUGAGCAAUUUAACCAUACCAACAAUUUAAAGCUGAUUGCUAGAGCGCAUCAACUUGUCAUGGAGGGAUUCAAUUGGGGACAUGAACAAAAAGUGGUUACCAUAUUUAGUGCACCUAACUAUUGCUACCGUUGUGGAAACAUGGCAUCUAUCUUGGAAGUUGAUGACUGCAGAGGGCACACAUUCAUCCAGUUUGAGCCAGCUCCAAGGAGAGGAGAGCCUGAUGUGACUCGCAGAACUCCCGACUACUUCCUAUAAUAUAACUGGGCACAAGUUUAUUGCUGAUCUCCCAGCGGCAAAUACUACCUACAGAUCUUGCUUACUUGUUAACACAUUGACAUCAAAAUGAGGUGGCUCCAUUCCCGAUUCUUGUUUAGAGGUCUCUGUAUUGGAUAUAUGAUCUGUAAAUUUUUUUACCCUGCUAUGCCUACUUUGAUGGUGGUGGAGAUGACUUCAGAAAAAAAGAAAAGAAAACAAUAGCAUAUGUAAUGCUCUGAAACUAGUACUAGUGUACUACUGUAAUGGGUAUCCUUGCGAACAGUGGCAGUGGAGCUAGCAACGCUGCAGCAGCAUGUAACAUUUUGCAGCAAAAAGAAUAUGUGUUUAUUUUUGUUUUUUUUGUUUUUUCUUGUUAUUUAUGGAAUAUGUAGAGGGAAGAAAAGGGGAUAUUACAAUUAUUAUUCUUUUUUCUUUUUCUUGGGUGUUGUAGUGAAGUCAGUUGUUUUAGGGUUUUGUUAAUCGUAAGUUGAUUGUGAUUUGAUUCUAGUAAUGAUAGCGGGUUCCCUUCAAGCUCUCA
This is a messenger RNA of Papaver somniferum (opium poppy), 1707 nucleotides long. RefSeq names its product serine/threonine-protein phosphatase PP2A catalytic subunit. The record is from RefSeq and is a predicted model, not a curated record. Gene Ontology annotation, molecular function: protein serine/threonine phosphatase activity. NCBI's taxonomy places the organism in Eukaryota, Viridiplantae, Streptophyta, Magnoliopsida, Ranunculales, Papaveraceae. Gene Ontology annotation, cellular component: cytosol. The transcript is spliced from 11 exons. Gene Ontology annotation, biological process: mitotic cell cycle; peptidyl-serine dephosphorylation. Bases 228 to 1169 code for a protein of 313 amino acids.